Messenger RNA from Aspergillus alliaceus, 2754 nucleotides. RefSeq lists its product as uncharacterized. The coding region runs from base 4 to 2064 and encodes 686 amino acids. The record is from RefSeq and is a predicted model, not a curated record. The transcript is spliced from 7 exons. Lineage: Eukaryota; Fungi; Ascomycota; Eurotiomycetes; Eurotiales; Aspergillaceae.
GACAUGCCUCCGCGAUCGAGCAUCAGACAGUAUUUUAAACGCCCAGAUUUUUCAGCUAGCAGAGACCCUAGGUACGAGGAUCCAAAUGAAACUCCUGCUGUAGCCUCUCAGUCUUCUCCCCUCUCUGAAUCGCCAUCAUCCUUUACAUCAAAUAAUAGAUCCCCGCCGACUUUAGACGGUCCAGGAUUGCAGUUGAGACAGUCAUUGUUACUCUCAGUCACGGAUUCUGCAGAGAACACACAGCCUUCACGGAGUUCUCAAAGUGCUGAAACAGCGGCUUCUGAUCCUACAUUGCCCCCUGUCUUUCAUUUGCCUCAGCGCGUUGUCAAGAACGGAAGAGAAGUUGUAAUUAGCUCCGAUGGCGAGGACACGGACUCAAGCGAGUUUGAAAAUCCAGACUCUCUUUUUCUAAAAUUUGCGAAACCAAAUGAUAGCUCGACAAAUGAGGAAACAUACAAUGAUUCCUCUAGCCACGGGAGGACUUUACGCUCCCGUCGAUCAAAAGAUGAGGUGAAACCCAAUAAGUUUUCACCGAGUCACGCUUCCGCCCCGAGCUACAAACACAGCAUUGAUAGUCUCGUUACUCAAGCUGUCGAUGAUAACGAGACGGAGGCCGACAUUGCCAAGCUUAGAGCUGCCUUUGAGGAAGGCGCGUCGAAGCCCGGGACAGCUCCGAGUUCACUUAAUCGGAGCAGACAGCUGCAUGAAGGCAUCCUCGCGUCGGCUCUCGACGACAAUAAUGACGAAACAGGGCUGCGGCGUCUACUUGAUGCUGUCCGGAGGACGGAAGCGUUUGACAUGGAGAAGUCCUGGUUCUUCUUCGAUUAUGGAAGUGAAUUAGUUCUUCCUCCGGUGUUUCCCCGAAGUUCUAUAGCAGCAAAAUCUUAUUUAUCUGUGCUAAGAGAACCCGAAUCGAGGGAACGAGCGCUCCACUCAGGGUUUGUCGAUUUCGCACUGUCCAGGGGGCUCUUGCCUGAUGAACUGGUGAUGUGGAUGUUUAAUUCUGUACCCUCGGAGUCUCGAGAUGGUCUAAGGAACGUUUAUUGCAGGGCAUUCAAGAACUCUGGUGCAGAACGUAUACAGUCACUGGUGCGUCCAGACACCAUCGACUCCCUUUUCCAACGGAUCGGCGCAAAUCAGAAGGCCUUGACAUUUGCUGAAGUUAUAGUCCCAGAUGCACUCCCAAAAAAUAGUUCUCUGAGAGGAGCCCCUCAGCAUAAAGCUGCUUUGUUGUCUAUUCUGAACUUACUUCGUGGAGCAGCAGAUCGUUUCUCUGAUGAUACAAGAGAGCACAUUUUACAUAUACUUUUUCGUCUUUCCCUUGAUGCCUCAUUAACCAGACACCCCAUGAUCUGUUCGGAACUGGAGAGAACUAUAACUGCGUUUUUAGAGAGUAUCCCCAAAGACACGGCCGAUGAACUGGUAUAUCGCGUUUGCGUGUCUGCCUAUGACACGAUCAAAGAUGCAGUCUUCCAAAGCCGCCUUCUGACGCACAUCUUGCCAACCUCAAGCUGGAUUGCAAUGCUGCGAUGCCGUCUCGCCAUUGCUUUCUUAACUAGCGAUCCUUCCGCUCUAACUGAAGAGCCUGAUGUGGUGUUGUACCUACAACGGAUAAUUAAUGUCCUUAAAGACAAACGGUUUGAUGUGAAGCAAUAUAAAACGAAAGGCCAGCCCGAAUAUGACUACGGAGAACUCAUGGCUAUAACCGCCAUCCUUAACAUUGCUAUCGAUUCCGGCUGGUCCAGCAUGGACUUCUCGAGCAAAGAUGAAAAGAGGAAAUUUAAUUCUGAAGUCGACGUUCUCGCGGACCGGAUCAAGAGGAUAUUCACUUCCAUCGAAGAUUCGGGUGCGUCUCAUCUCAAACGGACUCUCGCAAAGGAAGCCCUCGAAGCCUUGCACUACCGCAUCAUAUACUCUGUCAGGACCAAGCCGCGCCCAAAGAAGUCUAUAUUCGGAGAGAAUGGGGUUGAUCGCCAAAAUAAAAACGUAUUUGACCAGUGGAAGGUUCCGAAGACCAAACAAGAUCCCGGUAUCCCCAUUCGACAACACGAAACUUCGCCAUGAUGGCUAGUCCUUGACUGGCUGUAUCCCCUGGUAGCUGUUUUCUGUGCAAAAUAUUCAGGUCAUAAACCAACAUGUAUGCAGUGCAUGUCAAGCAAUUAAUGUACAAGAGCCUGAGAGAUUUUCAGAGCCACUAUUAUACUGGGAUUGGUCAGCCAGGGGCAUGACCAAAAACACCAAAGCCACCACAUAAUAAAAGGAAAUCACGACUGAUAUGAUCUUGAUAGCAACAGCCGAUGUCUUUACUGUGAUACUGUUUUCCCUUGCCUAAUCCUAUUGUAGGGUAGCUUGAGACCCAAGUCAACGUUACUGGAAGUCCGCGAGAGAAUGGUAAGAGAUGUAGACAGGGCUACGCUGUUCUCCGCACGCGGAGCGUUAAUCAAAGACACAUAGAUACAAGAAUCAGCGAUAACGAACUUAGCGCCAAAUAAAUAACAGGACAGGUAUUAGUCUAAUCGUAGAACUUCCGGUUUACGUUCUUCCCGAACAGUGUCUCCCUCACGGCGGGAAGACCAUCGAUCUCGAGCAACCGCAGGCGCUCUUCAAAAGUGUUGCUAAUCUCGAUCUUACCGUUACCACCAACAAUGACCACACCUCCGGCACUGCAGAUAUACGUUAGAGAUAGUACGGCAGAAAGCGAAAAAAAAAAAAAACCAAGAUUAGAACUUACGAUCCCUCCGGCAAAGGCUCGGA